GACAUUAGUGCACUGUAGCCUUAAACUGACAAGAUGGCGGAAGCAAUGGUUGAAAAUCAAGAACGGACACAAAACUCUAAAUUUUAUUGCCAUCAGUGCUCUCUACAAAUAACACCAAAACUACCGGACUUCACCUGUCCACGAUGUGACAAUGGAUUCAUCGAAGAGAUUACAGAGGAAGAAGGCAGUGCAGAAAGUUCUAAUUCUGUACCAACACAAGUGCUAGACCCUGCUACACAAUUUGCACAGCUCUGGGGUAGAGCGUUUCUAGAUAGCUUUAGUAAUCAUGCAGCAGAAAGAGAUGAAGGGGCUGCAUGGAAUCAGAACAGAGAUUCUGACGAUGAGGUUGGAGAAAAUAUGUGGCUACAGAGACAUAGACCCUUCCCACAACCCAGGACCACAUAUAGAAGAAAUAGGCCAGUUAGAAAUCAAUACUUGCACGGACUUUUCCAAUACAUCUCUGAUCAACUGGAACCAGAAGGUGGGGGAGGAGGAUUUAGACUGCCAAUAAAUGUGAUGCCCUUGCACAGUAACCCCAACGACUAUGUGUGGGGAGCAGGAGGUCUUGAUGCCAUUAUUACACAGCUGCUGAACCAGUUGGAGGGAUCAGGGGCACCCCCUGCCAAUCAGGAGCGAAUUGAAGCUCUUCCGACUGUUAAGAUCACACAGAAACAAGUUGAUGAUAUUUUACAAUGUUCAGUAUGCAUGGAUGAUUUUCACCUGAAUGAUGAAGUGAAGAAGCUACCCUGUGAUCACCAUUACCACAAUGACUGUAUCGUCACGUGGCUGAAAAUGCAUGGAACAUGUCCGGUGUGUCGGAAGGACCUAAAUGGUGAAGAUACCUCGCUUAAGGACACUAUAACCCCCAUUGUGGACUCUGAGUCCCCAAGUAGUGACAGCUCGGGAACAUAGAGUGACACUGGCAUUUUGGCUAAAUACUCCAGCAUGGUGUAUAUUAUGUUAGAUAAAAUGAAUUUUGUGUGUAGGUUUUAUGUUGCAUGUGUUUUUGCUUACUUUUUAUGCCCCCCUUCGAAGAAUGGGGAGUUAUAUUGUUUUUCACAUGUCGGUAGGUCCGUCGGUCAGUCGGUCGGUCCUUCUGUCUGUCCACCAGAUGGUUUCCGUAUGAUAACUCAAAAAUGCUUAGGCCUAGGAUCAUGAAACUUCAUAGGUACAUUGAUCAUGACUAACAGAUGACCCCUAUUGAUUUUGAGGUCACUAGGUUAAAUAUCAAGGUCACAGUGACUCGAAAUAGUAAAAUGGUUUCAGGAUGAUAACUCAAGAACGCUUACGCCUAGGAUCAUGAAACUUCAUAGGUACAUUGAUCAUGACUCGCAGAUGACCCUAAUGAUUUUCAGGUCACUAGGUCAAAGGUCAAAGUCAUGGUGACUUGACACAGUAAAAAGGUUUCCAGAUGAUAACUCAAGAAAGCUUACGCCUAAUAUUAUGAAACUUUAUAUGUACAUUGAUCAUGACUGGCAGAUGACCCCUAUGAUUUUCAGGUCACUAGGUCAAAGGUCAAGGUCACAGUGACAAAAAACGUAUUCACACAAUGGCUGCCACUACAACUGACAGCCCAAAUGGGGGCAUGCAUGUUUUAUAAACAGCCCUUGUUUUAGUAAUGCCAGUGCAAAUGUAAACUGAAAAAUAAAAACAGUGGAAGUUUUUAUAUCAGGUUAUUUUUAUCAUCUGUUUGGUUACAUUCAACUGAAGUUUAAUUUUAUUUUGUUUGAAUUGUUGAGAAGGUGUUCAGUUUUAAAGAUUAUAAAACCGUAAAAAUAGUUUUGUUUUUUUGUAAGUCACAUCACAGAAUGACCUAGGAUACAAUGGUUGGUAUGUAAAUUUUGCCAUUUAUAAAAAUGCACAAUAUAAUUUUGUGUUUGUGGUUAUUCUGAAGAGCACCUUAGUUGCCACCCUGUGCAGUUAAAGUUUUGAGUAUUACCUUUAGUGUACUAAACAAAAUUGUGCGUGGGCAUUGCAACUACAUGUAGGUAAAAUUUGAUUAUCAGCAAAAUAUCUAAAGGAGUAGACAAGAUAUCUCCCUUAAAAUAUAGCCCAAUAAGCAUCACAGACUCUAGAUACGCUCCAUAUAAACUUUUAUGCUGCCCAACGUUUUUUGCCCUAGAAUUUUUGAAAAUGUCUUUUUUAGCCUUUUUCUCAAAUAGAAUAUGACAAUUUCUUGACAAACAUGAUAAACAUAGUUCAAAAGUUUUAAAAUCAACCAAAUCAUAUGUAGAAUUAAUGCCCUUAAUUUUGUAAAACUACUUGUAGCCCUAUAAAUUAUUUUUUCUGCUAUGCAUCAUUAUGCUGUGUUACAAACCAUUCUUGUUUUUCAUUGCUGUCUAUAAGCUAAUGAUGUAUCUGUAAAUUUAUUAAACAGCUAUACAAGUUGUGUUUUUCAGUUAAAGGAUCCCAGAUGUUGACUUUUGAAGCAAAAAAGUGUUUGCAAUCAUGUUCAACUCUAGUGAAACAAAUAUUGUUAUUGGAAUCAUAAUUUAGGUUUUGGCAUGAUCUUAUUUAUGUAUUUAAGCAGAGUUCUGUAGUGAGGUAUCUCCCUGUCAUGAAACAUGGUUUUUAGCUCACCUGAUUGCUCAGGUGAGCUUUUUGACCGGUCUUUGUCUGUCGUCUGUCCGUCCGUCCGUAAACAUUUGCUCGUUAACACUCUAGAGUCCAUAUUUCUUGUCCCAUCUUCAUGAAACUUGGUCAAAAGCUGUGCCCCAAUAAAAUCUUGGCCGAGUUCGAAACUAAGUCAUGCUGGGUCAAAAACUAGGUCACUAGGUAAAAAAAAAGAAAAACCUUGUAAACACUGUAGAAGUCACAUUCAUGCCCAAUCUUCAUGUAUGUUUGUCAAAAUGUUUGCCUCAAUGAUAUGUUGGUCUAGUUCAAAAGUGGUCCGUUGAAAAACAUGGUCGCUAGUGGGCGGGGCAGUUUUCCUUAUUUGGCUAUAGAGAAACCUUGUAAACACUCUAGAAGUCACAAUUUUUGCCCAAUCAUCAUGAAAGUUGGUAAAAACAUUGGUUUUAUUGAUAUCUCGGACGAGUAUGAAAAUGGUCCAGUUCGGUGAAAGAACAUGGCCGCCAGUGGGCGGGGCAUUUUUCUCUAUAUGUAUAUAUAUUGAAAACAUGUGAACACUCUAGAAGUCACAUUUUUGGCCCAAUUUUCAUGAAAUUUGGUCGGAAUUUUGUUUCCUUGAUACGAGAGUUGAGUUCGAAAAUGGUUCCAGUCAGUUAAAAAACAUGGCUGCCGGGGGGGGGGGGGGGGGGGGGGCAGUUUUCCUUAUUUGGCUAUAGAGAAACCUUGUAAACACUUUAGAAGUCACAAUUUUUGCCCAAUCAUCAUGAAAGUUGGUAAAAACAUUGGUUUUAUUGAUAUCUCAGACGAGUUCGAAAAUGGUCCAGAUCAGUGAAAAAACAUGGCCGCCAGUGGGCGGGGCAUUUUUCAUUAUAUGUAUAUAGUGAAAACAUGUGAACACUCUAGAAGUCUAAUUUUUGGCCCAAUUUUCAUGAAAUUUGGUCAGAACAUUUGUUUCCUUGAUAUGAGAGUUGAGUUCGAAAAUGGUUCCGGUCAGUUGAAUAACAUGGCUGCCAGGGGGGGGGGGCAGUUUUCUUAUAUUUAUAUAGUAAAAAAAGCUUGUGAACACUCUAGAAAUCACAUUUGUUGCCCAAUCAUCAUGAAACUUGGUACAAAGAUUGGUUUUAUAUAUAUCACAUAAUUAAUGCCAUAAUUAUUGCCCUUAGAUUGUCAAAAUUUUCAUUAUAUUAUACAAAAUCCUUGUAAACACUCUAGAGGUCACAAUUUUGUUUCAGAUUUUAUGAAUCCUGGUCAUAAUAUUUAUUUUUGUAAGCAAAGUUUGAUGUUUGGUAAGGGGGGGGGGGUCAACUUAAAAUAUAGGUCACCAGGUCAAAUCUUACAAAAACACUCCAUAUGCCAGAGUUUUGGUUCAAUAAUGAUGAAACUUGACCAGGAUGUUUGUCUGGACAAUAUCUAGGUAAAGUUUGACGUUUGGUAAAGAUUGAAUGAACCGACUCCUCUCAGGUGUGCGAACUAGGGCCAUCUUGGCCCUCUUGUUAUUUGCUUUUACUACCACAAUUAUUUUAAAAGUGCUAGGAGUUAAGAAUUUAUUAUACUUUACAAUACUGGAGGAUAUACUGAAAUCACAAUUGAUGUUUGUAUGUUCGUAAAAACAUCCUAGACUUUUGGAGAAACACAAUUCAAAUAUGUCUAAACAUCUGUGUUUUUCAUGUAAUGGUAUGCAAGUAUGUCUUAGUAUGUGACUGUUUCAUUGUUAUAAAAUGCAUGUUAUGGGGUACCAUACUUCUUUUAUAUUUGCUUUUGUGAAUUCCAUUUAGUUUGGCUUGAUUGUUGAUUGUCACAAUGUAGAUUAAAAACAAAUAAUUAUGUUUUACCUUUCAUCACUGUGACUGUUACUGUUUGAAAAGAUCCACACAAGUAGCUGUACAGAAAUGAUUGUUAAACAGUAUUAAACAAUGAUUAUAAAUGUUUCAGUGCGUUUCAAAUUUACAAACACCAUUUCAUUGUAUUUACUAUCUUAAUUUAUUUGAAAAACUUGUAUUAUGGUAGCUGUGGUUUAGUACAGUGUAAAUUGUCCAUUCAAAUGAUUCUGUUUGCUAAUUAUAUGCGAUACAAGUACAGAUGUCUGUUCAUUCAUACAAUAAGUUAGCCUUGUAUUCAUGUAUUAUUUUUGUUCAUAAUAUCAUACUUGAAGUGUUUGCUCCACCUCUAGAGAUACAUGUAGUUAAUUUUGUUAAAUUUUACCUUUUGAAUGAUACAAUUUGUUUAUUUUCAAACAUUUGGUUUGAACGUUUAAGUUCAAUAGGCUUAUUUUGUGUUUGAUUUAGAGAAUGUAUCAUAUCCAUGUUAUUCCAACAUUCAUUAUUUUAAAAAAAGUGUUUUAAGUGGUAAAUAUUACACCUUUGUAUAUUAAAAUUGAAUAUGAAGUGGAUUUUUAAUCAAUUUUUCCAAUUUAUGUUAUGAGUUGUGACACAAGUUAAAACAUGACAAUUAGUAUUUGAUAUAUGUAGUAUGAAUUUUGUAAACAUUGUCUCAGCGGUGAAAUGUGUCUUAUGGAAGGUCCCAUGGUGUUCUUACUACUGCCCUUUGUAUAUAUUGAAAGGACAAAUGAAUUAAUAUUGUUUAGAUUUAAGUCCAAAGGUUUAUUCUAUCUACUGUAUAAAAUAGUACUUUUUUGCUUUGUAAAUGGCUUUAAUUGGGAACACCUGAGCAGGUUUAAAAAGACUGGUUAGAAUUGAUAAACAUGCGAAGACAGAGUAUCAUUUGCAAGAACGAGACAUGAGGGUCAAGGUAAAGGUCACAAUUGAAAUAGUCUAAAAUAACCAUUAUAUUAAAGCUCUUUUUUCUGCAGCAUAAUUUGUCCAGCACAAAUGGAUAAAUGAUAGGCAUGGUGAGUCGUAGUAUCAUUCACAAGUACCAGACCCAUUUAAAUAGUAAAGGAACGCAUUUGUUGACAAAUGGUUAUACCCAAAACCCAGGCCUUGGUUAAUGUCACAAUAUAGCUUUGAGCCAUUUAAGGAUUUUCAAAUAAUGUGGCAGAAUUUAAAAGUCUGAUGAAUCAGGGUAAAAUGUUAAAUAUAAGUAAUGAACUGAGAUUUUGUCCAAAAUCAAAAAAAGACUUCAUUGAUGGGCAUAUUGUUGCAUCUAAGAACUCUACCAGGCUGUUAUGUUUUGUGAGGCAACAUACAAUUUAUUCAUAGAUUCAGAUUCAUCUUAAAAAUUGUAAUUUGCAAUUUUGACACGUAAGUGCUAGAUUAAAAGUUUUUUGUUAUUUUAUGACACAAUUUCGAAUUUUAUGAAUUUUUACAUACAGUCUAUACAGAGCUUCACACAACUGUUGAUUUGUGUUGAUGUUUAAUUUCUAUAUGUGACUGUGUUAUAUUGUCUUAUUUUAUAAAUCUGACCCCUCUUUUCGAUCUUCUGUCUGGCUUUAAGUUAUGCCUCAUAUGUAUAAUAGAAUAAAUAUUCAUAAAAUGUUCACAUGUUGUUGCUUAUGAUAAUUGAACACAAUUUAUUUUAAAUAUUUGUGUGAAAGUUUUGUUGCUACAUUUAAUCACUAACAUAUGAAUAUAAAUAAUGAAAAUGUUAAUGUUUUCUCUUGUACUGCAAGUUGUAAAAGCUUUCAUAUAAAUUAUAAAAUUAUAAAUUAUAUAUUAUUUUUUGUUACAUCUUUAUCAAGUAUGGUCAGAAACAGUGAGAGCACACACUUCUGGCAAACCAACAUCUAACAUUUAAAGAAACAACAACAUGCACAUUAAAAUUGUAAACAUCUAACAAUUAUUGGUCAUGUAUGUCUAAGUUAAUCAUAUGCAGAUUAGACUAGUGUAGAGGGAAGUGUCACAUUUUAAGUUCAACGGUGGUUAGGUACUGAUCAUCAGAUAUUUCAGUGAGCCUAAAUAAUACAUUUCAUAUUGAUUUAUUUAAAUUGCAAAGACAUGCUUACCUUUGUUCUUCAGAAUGUAGUGUAUUCAAAUGUAAUCAUACAAUGAGUAAUAAGUUACAAUUUCAAAUACAAAUAUGUGUUAUUUUCAUUUAUUUUUUUGUUGUUAUGUUUUUCAUGAUUAUUUAGACAUUAAUGGUAUUAAACUUCGAAUUUAUA
This is a messenger RNA of Dreissena polymorpha, 6628 nucleotides long. Its product is annotated as E3 ubiquitin-protein ligase RNF115-like. Lineage: Eukaryota; Metazoa; Mollusca; Bivalvia; Myida; Dreissenidae. Gene Ontology annotation, biological process: protein ubiquitination; positive regulation of DNA-templated transcription; ubiquitin-dependent protein catabolic process. Gene Ontology annotation, molecular function: ubiquitin protein ligase activity. The transcript has 9 exons. The record is from RefSeq and is a predicted model, not a curated record. Gene Ontology annotation, cellular component: nucleoplasm; cytoplasm. Bases 34 to 912 code for a protein of 292 amino acids.